UGCUCGCUCGCGCGCGCACCCGACGCCCCGCCUCCGCGCGUGCUCAAUAACUGUCCAGGGAGCGGGCCUACCAGCUUCCCCCGCCCCUGAGCUGUUUGAAUAUGCUAAGUAGAGGGUAGGGAGUACCCAAUAGAACAGCGGGGCGGUGCAUCACGUGGCGCGGGGACGUGUCAGAGGGCGGAGCUCCUGCAGCCCCUGCCCGAGUUAAAACCGGAGUGUGAGCGAGAAAAGCGCUUCAGUAGCGAGAGGGGCUGAGAAAGUGGUGACACCGCCGGGGUGCGGAGGGAGUCCCUGAAACUUCUCCCAACAGCCCCAGGGCCAAUCUCCCCUCAGCCCACUCCCCUCUUCGCCAGCUCCCUGGUCCCCACUCCCUGCAUCGGGGGUGGGGUGGGGAGCCAGGCCCGUCUCCCGCGGGGACACACAUAGGGGCCGGGAGCGGGGACGGGACCCCCAGGCAGGGGGGACGGACCGACAGACAGACGGCCGGGCGCACGCCCCAGCGGGCAGGCGGGCAGGAGGAGGCGGAGACGGGGGUACGACGGGGAGGACUGGGUCUGGGGAGUUUCCUCUAACUAUCGGGGGAGAAACUCCUCGCAGCCGGAGGAAAGACCCAGACGGUGUUUUCCUCCCCGGGACCACGCUCCCCCGCCCCGCGUAGCGGCGGUGGCCGCCACCGGUGCCUCCACCUCUACCAUCUCCUUUUUCUCCACCACCUCGGGCCCCGGUGUCCCUGGCCAGCACUAUGCCCAUCUUACUGUUCCUGAUAGACACGUCUGCCUCUAUGAACCAGCGCAGCCAUCUGGGCACCACCUACCUGGACACGGCCAAAGGCGCGGUAGAGACCUUCAUGAAGGCCGGAUGGAAGGAAAACCAUGCAACGUUUAUGAAUGAACUGAAAAACCUUCAGGCUGAAGGACUUACGACUCUUGGCCAAUCUCUAAGGACAGCUUUUGAUUUAUUAAAUUUAAAUAGAUUAGUAACUGGCAUAGACAACUAUGGGCAGGGAAGAAAUCCUUUUUUCUUGGAGCCAGCAAUAAUUAUUACAAUUACUGAUGGGAGCAAGUUGACCACUACCAGUGGAGUCCAGGAUGAGCUCCAUUUACCUCUCAAUUCUCCUUUGCCUGGAAGUGAAUUGACCAAGGAACCUUUUCGCUGGGAUCAGAGGCUCUUUGCAUUAGUGCUGCGGUUGCCUGGCACUGUGUCAGUAGAAUCAGAACAGUUGACAGGCGUGCCUUUAGAUGACUCUGCAAUCACACCAAUGUGUGAAGUAACAGGCGGCCGCUCAUACUCUGUAUGUUCUUCAAGAAUGCUUAAUCAGUGUCUGGAAUCCUUGGUGCAGAAAGUACAAAGUGGGGUGGUAAUAAACUUUGAAAAAGCAGGACCAGAUCCUGCCCCUGUAGAAGAUGGACAGCCAGAUAUAUCAAGGCCUUUUGGAUCCCAGCCUUGGCAUAGCUGUCACAAACUCAUAUAUGUCAGACCAAAUCCUAAAACCGGAGUUCCUAUAGGUCAUUGGCCUGUUCCAGAAUCUUUUUGGCCAGAUCAGAAUUCUCCAACACUACCACCUCGUACAUCUCAUCCUGUAGUGAAGUUUUCCUGUACAGAUUGUGAACCAAUGGUUAUUGACAAAUUGCCUUUUGACAAAUAUGAAUUGGAACCUUCACCGCUGACUCAGUUUAUCCUGGAAAGGAAAUCUCCUCAAACUUGUUGGCAGGUGUAUGUGAGCAAUAGUGCAAAAUAUAGUGAACUUGGUCAUCCUUUUGGUUACUUGAAAGCCAGUACAGCACUCAACUGCGUCAACCUAUUUGUGAUGCCUUACAAUUAUCCAGUCCUUCUUCCCCUCUUAGAUGACUUGUUUAAAGUGCAUAAAGCAAAACCAACAUUAAAAUGGAGACAGUCGUUUGAAAGUUAUUUGAAGACAAUGCCUCCCUACUAUCUUGGGCCCUUGAAGAAAGCUGUUAGAAUGAUGGGAGCACCUAACUUAAUAGCAGAUAGUAUGGAGUAUGGACUCAGUUAUAGUGUCAUUUCAUACCUCAAAAAAUUGAGUCAACAGGCCAAAAUAGAAUCUGAUCGAGUCAUAGGAUCUGUAGGCAAAAAAGUAGUACAAGAAACUGGCAUUAAAGUUCGAAGCCGAGCACAUGGCUUAUCAAUGGCGUAUAGGAAAGAUUUUCAACAACUGCUCCAGGGAAUUUCAGAGGAUAUUCCUCACAGACUUCUAGACCUUAAUAUGAAGGAAUAUACUGGGUUCCAGGUUGCUUUACUAAAUAAGGAUUUAAAGCCUCAGACAUUUAGAAAUGCUUACGACAUACCAAGACGGAAUCUUUUGGAUCACUUAACAAGAAUGAGAUCAAAUCUUUUGAAGAGCACCCGCAAAUUUCUUAAAGGACAGGAUGAAGAUCAAGUGCACAGUGUUCCUAUAGCACAAAUGGGGAAUUACCAGGAAUACCUCAAGCAAGUACCUUCUCCACUGAGAGAACUUGAUCCUGAUCAGCCUCGAAGGCUGCAUACCUUUGGGAACCCCUUUAAACUGGAUAAAAAGGGAAUGAUGAUAGAUGAAGCAGAUGAAUUUGUGGCUGGACCUCAAAAUAAACAUAAACGACCUGGAGAACCAAAUAUGCAAGGGAUCCCCAAAAGACGUCGAUGUAUGUCUCCACUACUACGAGGCAGACAGCAGAACCCUGUUGUGAACAAUCAUAUUGGAGGAAAAGGACCACCUGCACCUAUAACUCAAGCACAGCCAGAUCUUAUUAAACCCCUUCCACUUCAUAAAAUUUCAGAAACCACUAAUGAUUCAACAAUAGAUGAUGUGGUUGAAAAUCAUGUUGCAGACCAACUUUCACCAGAUAUUACACCAAAUGCUAUGGAUACUGAAUUUUCACCAUCUUCUCCAGCCAGUUUACUGGAGCGACCAACCAAUCAUACAGAGGCUUUUGGUCAUGACCAUUUAGGAACUAACGACCUCACUGUUGGCGGGUUUUUAGAAAAUCAUGAGGAGCCAAGAGAUAAAGAACAAUGUGCUGAAGAGAAUAUACCAGCAUCUUCACUCAACAAGGGAAAAAAAUUAAUGCAUUGCAGAAGCCACGAAGAGAUCAAUACUGAACUAAAAGCACAAAUAAUGAAAGAGAUCCGAAAGCCAGGACGAAAAUAUGAAAAAAUCUUCGCUUUACUGAAGCAUGUGCAAGGCAGUUUACAAACAAGGCUAGUAUUUUUACAAAAUGUCAUUAAAGAAGCAUCAAGGUUUAAAAAACGAAUGCUAAUAGAACAACUGGAGAACUUCUUGGAUGAAAUUCAUCGAAGAGCCAAUCAAAUCAACCAUAUUAAUAGCAAUUAAACAAAAAUAGAAUGUGGCCACUUAUUUCACUAUCUUCUCCAAAUACAAAGUAAAUACAAGACUGUUGUGAUCUUGCAUUCAUUUUUGACAUGCAUUGUUGGAUAUUUGAAAUACUAAAAGCAAGUCUACAGAUCCUUUGUCCAUCAUUUUACAGUGACCUUUUCUUCAUUUUGGUUUAUUUUUGUAAUGUGAAGAAGUAUCAGUCUAAAAAACAUUUUUAUUUAACAAACUAAAAAUAUUCCUUCAAAUCUCUUGCUUGUCAUUGACUCUGCGUGUCAAUUUCCCUCAGGUUCUAUUUUCUUAACCAACCUUUAAAUUGUCACCUCUGUUAAGGUUGAACUUUGCCAAAAAAAAUUAAAAAGUUACUUUGAAUUUUUGGGGAAAAAAGCACAUACAUUAAAACUAGGUAAUGUUUUGUAUAUACAGUUAUUUUGGAUAUAUUAUUGUAAGUUGUACAAAUGUAUUUUGAAGAAUAUUUAAGAAAAGCACUUUUGUUAUCCCAUCAAUAAAUGCUCUAUUUUA
Chinchilla lanigera (long-tailed chinchilla) is the source of this 3850-nucleotide messenger RNA. RefSeq names its product integrator complex subunit 6 (gene Ints6). The record is from RefSeq and is a predicted model, not a curated record. Gene Ontology annotation, cellular component: integrator complex. Gene Ontology annotation, biological process: snRNA 3'-end processing. NCBI's taxonomy places the organism in Eukaryota, Metazoa, Chordata, Mammalia, Rodentia, Chinchillidae.